Messenger RNA from Suricata suricatta (meerkat), 859 nucleotides. Its product is annotated as double homeobox protein A-like. Lineage: Eukaryota; Metazoa; Chordata; Mammalia; Carnivora; Herpestidae. The record is from RefSeq and is a predicted model, not a curated record. The transcript has a single exon. Gene Ontology annotation, molecular function: DNA binding.
GAAAAUCAAACAUGUAACCAAGAAUAAGAAUGUAGUAUACAGCUAAUCUGAAGACCUGAGAAGUCUCUUCCAACAUGGCUCAAGAUAACUCUCCUAACAAGUCUACACCAACAAAUCACAGAUGCAGCCGCCCCAAAUUCACACAAGAUCAAUUGAAAGUCCUCAUCAAAGCAUUUGACAAAAAUCCUUACCCAGGUUAUGCCACCAAAGAAAAACUUGCUUUAGAAGUCAACACUGAAGAAUCUAGAAUCUAGAUUUGGUUUCAGAAUCGAAGAGCUAGGCACCAGAAAAAAUCAGAAUCCGAUGAGGAUUUAGAAUCAAGCCAAGACCACAAUCACCUUGAAGAGGAGAUUCAAAGCAGAGAAGACAGACACAAACGGUGUCACACCAACUACACACUCUCACAAUUACACACCCUCAUCGAGGCAUUUUCAAACAACCCUUAUCCUGGCUUUGAUUCCAGAGAGCAGCUUGCUAAAGAAAUUGGCAUUCCAGAGCCAAGAAUCCAAGUUUGGUUUCAAAAUCGGAGAUCCAGAUUUCAUGUCCAGAGAAAAAGAGAACCUGAUAAAGAUUUAGAACAGAGACAAGACCAGGAACAGGAUCUCUGAGAUGAGAGAGUUCAAGGCACAGAAGCUACACAAUGGCCCUAAUCUUUCUAUCCUAAUCUUUCUGUCUUAUUUCUCCAGAGCCAGAGCAAGAUGGACAGAUAGAGACAUCGGUGUACUCGAUAACUUCAGCCUGGGUGCUCAUUUCUCACUUGUCUUGGGAACAUGUUUUCCUAAACAUACCUCCAGCUUUUCCAGAGCUGAGCCUGCUGGAUACGCUAACAGGACUUUUGGAGGCAGAGACAGAUGCAUGG